This is a messenger RNA of Nicotiana tabacum (common tobacco), 900 nucleotides long. RefSeq names its product cytochrome P450 89A2-like. Gene Ontology annotation, molecular function: oxidoreductase activity, acting on paired donors, with incorporation or reduction of molecular oxygen, NAD(P)H as one donor, and incorporation of one atom of oxygen; iron ion binding; heme binding. Gene Ontology annotation, cellular component: membrane. The record is from RefSeq and is a predicted model, not a curated record. Lineage: Eukaryota; Viridiplantae; Streptophyta; Magnoliopsida; Solanales; Solanaceae.
AUGUAUGUUAUAGAUGUGAAGGAAAAAGGCACUGGUGACAUAUCUGUCGUACGCCAAAUGUACUACUUAAGGAAACAGCUUGCAAAUCUACUUAAAACUUUUUCAGGAAGCUGCUUGCAAAGUACUCUCCACAAGUACUAUGGUUUGAAUCAUCAUGAGGAAGAAGAAGUGAUGGCUUAUGUGGAUACGUUGCUGAAUUUGGAAUUGCCAGAGAAAAAGAGGAAGGUUAAUCAUGGAGAGAUUGUUAGCCUCUGCAGUGAGUUCCUCACCGCUGGCACAGAUACUACGUCCACCUCAUUACAAUGGAUUAUGGCCAACUUGGUCAAAUACCCUUCUAUUCAGGAAAAACUAUACCAAGAAAUAUCUGAGGUAGUAGGAUCAGUCGUAGAUCAGGGGGUAGUAAAAGAGGAAGAUUUAGAGAAAAUGCCUUACAUAAAAGCAGUGAUCUUGGAAGGUCUAAGGCGGCACCCGCCCGGUCACUUCCUGCAGCCGCACAUGGUGACACAGGAAGUGGAACUAAACGGUUAUGUCAUCCCUAAGGAUGCAACAAUCAAUUUCAUGAUUGCAGAAAUGGGUUGGGACCCACAUGUUUGGGAGGAUCCCUUGGAUUUUAAACCAGAUAGGUUUUUAUUCGGGGAUGGUGGUGAUACAGAAGAAUUCGAUAUAACAGGGAGUAGAGAGAUCAAGAUGAUACCCUUUAGUGCUGGGAGAAGAAUAUGUCCAGCCUAUGGUUUGGCUAUGCUCCAUUUAGAGUACUUUGUGGCUAACUUGAUCUGGCAUUUUGAAUGGACAACUGCGGAUGGAGACAAUGUGGAUCUAUCUGAGAAGCUGGAAUUCACUGUUACAAUGAAGAAUCCAUUGCGUGCUCGCAUCCGUCCAAGAAUAAAUCAACUUGAAUGA